CCAUUCGGGCUUCCGUAGACGUCGCAUAGGCUAUUGACGUCAGCAUAACAACAACCUGUCAUGAAAGGGAAAAAAUAAUCGGUUUUAGAUUCAACAUCGAAGUAUUUCAUAAUCCAUUUCACCUGUAUGUAACAUACCCUCCAAAAGUGCGUGCCAUCCAGGAGGGACAGGGCAUUCUUGGACCUGUCAGCUAGCCAGCCGAAGAGACGGGGAACAGGAUAGGGAAGCAGGGCGAGGCGGGCCCCGCGGAGCCGGCGGAGAAAAUGGCCGGCAGCCCGGAGAAGAGUUCAACCGCGCAGGAGCUGAAAGAGCAGGGGAACCGGCUGUUCCUCUGUCGCAAGUACCAGGAGGCUGCUACAUGCUACAGCAAAGCUAUUAACCGUAAUCCGUCUGUGGCAGUGUACUACACCAACAGGGCUCUCUGCCAUGUGAAGCUGCAGCAGCAUGACAAAGCUCUGGCAGAUUGUAAGCAUGCUCUGGAGCUGGACAGCCAGUCAGUCAAGGCCCACUUCUUCUUGGGCCAGUGUCACCUGGAGCUGGAGAACUAUGAUGAAGCCAUUGGCAAUCUGCAGAAAGCAUAUAAUCUGGCAAAGGAGCAGAGGCUGAAUUUCGGAGACGACAUCCCCAGUGCCUUGCGCAUUGCCAAGAAGAAACGCUGGAACAGCAUUGAGGAGAAGCGCAUUAACCAAGAGAACGAGUUGCACGCUUAUUUGACCAAACUCAUACUGGCUGAGAAGGAACGUGAACUUGAAGAAUACAAAGAAAAGCAGGAUGACAAUCAAAAUGAGGGUGAAACUGCCAAGAUUGCAUCAAAACAUGACAAGUACCUAAUGGACAUGGACGAGCUCUUCUCUCAAGUGGACGAGAAAAGAAAAAAGCGGGAGAUCCCAGAUUACCUGUGUGGGAAGAUCAGCUUUGAGCUGAUGAGAGAGCCCUGUAUCACACCCAGCGGCAUCACCUACGACCGCAAGGACAUUGAAGAGCACCUACAGCGGGUGGGUCACUUUGACCCCGUUACCAGGAGUCCUCUGACCCAGGACCAGCUGAUCCCAAACUUGGCCAUGAAGGAGGUCAUCGAUGCCUUUAUCCAGGAGAACGGCUGGGUGGAGGACUACUGAGGAAAAACACCCACUUCCUUUUACUCCACAAUACCCCCCCAUUAUUCAACACAACACCUGGAAGACUCAAGACUUUAGGGAACGGAUCGCUCCCCCCUUGCCUCGAUAUGUACUUUAAACAAGUGGGAAAAGCCACACCGUGGACUACCUAAGGGCAGCCAUGUGUCUUGGUCUGCCUCUCCUCUUCUCUCCUCCCCACAUUUUAUCUUUGCUGUAAAACCUCCUGCUCCCACUCUCUGAGGCUCAGUGUUCAUGGCCUGCUGCUCCCUUUAAUGCCCUCCUUAUUCAUCCAACGUUUUUUCUACAUUUCGGUAAACAUCGACCCCACUCCCUGCCGUGCUGUUUCUAGUAUUAAAGGCCUGACUCUUCUCUUUAACUUAAAACAAGGGGCCAUGUUCUCAGGUCUCUUCUUGCUUGCCCUCUAUAUAUCUGUCCCCUUUUUUCUCUGAGUGCCACAAUCUUUGGAAAGCAUCAGCAUUGCACACCGGUGUUUCACAGAUUCCACCAAUAUUUAAAAAAAGAAGAACGAUUGGUGGUAGAAUUAAUGGAAACAUUGGCCUUUUAUGUGGUGUUUACUCUAGUAUUUCAUAGUCUUUUUUUUUUCUUUUCUUUUUUUAAAGAAAGGAGCACUUCAUAAUGUACAUUUGCUGAAGUGGCAACAAAAAUGCCAAAACACUAUUCUCAGCAAGGGAGACUAGUCUGUAUGCUAGUUUUACACAAUUAUAAUUGAAAUAUAAUCAACAAUAAGUUUGUCGUUGGUCAUUUUAACAUGUUGUGAGUCGACUAGCAUGAACAUGGCACCAUACUGUAAGACUAAAAUUAUGGUUUUUCCCCUUUUGCAUAUCAAUCACACCCCAUUUACAGACAAUUAAAAAUAAUCUGAAUGUAUGCACAAACAAUAACACAACGAUGUGAGAUUUUCACGAAAAUCAGCCUCAGAAUGGGAUCUAAUAAAAAAAAAAGAAUGGCAAGGAUGGACUGCUGCGUAGAAAAAAAGUAGUUUUAACGUUGCUGGAUAAUUAUUGAAUAAUGUUGACAUGUUUGCAGAAUGGUCUGUGCUGUCUGUGUCGUUUUAAAGAAACAAAACCAUGCUUUUUUUGCUCCUUCAGUUUGCCCCUGCGAAGGUCAGUGUGGAUGCUUACAUUGAGCAUGAGGUGAAUUUUCCUUUUCCCCUUCUUUGCAAAAAAAAAAAACCAAGAGGGUGGUUGCAAAAAAACAAACAAGAGCGUGGUUGUCACUUCCGUCACCUUUUUUUCGCUGUCAAGUUUAUGCACCUUCUCUCAGUGUCACAGUUCUAGAGACAAUGGUUGUAUCUGCUCGUGUAUGUUUUUUAUAUGUCCUGUUACAAGGAUCCGAGGUUCACUAGCAUCACUGUACUAACCUCCUAUUUAAAAUGCUGGAAGAGUGACGACCAUCUUAUCCAUACCUCAGUCCAACUUGCGUGCACACUGGUUUGCUUUUUUCCGUUCCAUCCCAUUAGUUUACAGGUUCUUUAGGCUGAAUGUGUGUCUAUGAUGAGUUGGGCCUGUCUGGCUUGUGUCGGGGGUGCAGGCUUUGUAAAUAGUUUGCUUGUGUAUCUCAGAUUUUAUUUCUUUACAAAAAAUAGGUAUCUUUUUUUUUCUUUUUCUUGAGAAAUCCUAGAGCUUGAGAAACUGUAUUAAAUGUAGAUAUGUUAAUAACAUAAUUGCCUGGUUCCAUUUUCAUUUGUCCCUCUUCAAACCCUUGUACUUUGAUUUUGUUGUGUUUCUGAAUAUUAUGCUUAUCAUUAAAGAGAUACCAAGUAUGAAAACAA
Molecule: messenger RNA, 2910 nt
Organism: Solea senegalensis (Senegalese sole)
Lineage: Eukaryota; Metazoa; Chordata; Actinopteri; Pleuronectiformes; Soleidae
Gene: stub1
Product: STIP1 homology and U-Box containing protein 1
Exons: 8
Coding region: 264-1118 (284 amino acids)
Biological process (GO): cellular response to misfolded protein; protein quality control for misfolded or incompletely synthesized proteins; positive regulation of proteolysis
Cellular component (GO): Z disc; cytoplasm
Molecular function (GO): protein-folding chaperone binding; ubiquitin protein ligase activity
Source: RefSeq, a predicted model, not a curated record